Amphiprion ocellaris (clown anemonefish) is the source of this 1701-nucleotide messenger RNA. RefSeq names its product arylalkylamine N-acetyltransferase 1 (gene aanat1). Bases 147 to 755 code for a protein of 202 amino acids. Gene Ontology annotation, molecular function: aralkylamine N-acetyltransferase activity. NCBI's taxonomy places the organism in Eukaryota, Metazoa, Chordata, Actinopteri, Pomacentridae. Gene Ontology annotation, cellular component: cytoplasm. The transcript is spliced from 3 exons. Gene Ontology annotation, biological process: circadian rhythm; response to light stimulus. The record is from RefSeq and is a predicted model, not a curated record.
UCUCAGCGCAGUCUUUACGCGCACUGGUACAGUCCUGUUACGCACGGAUCGGGCUUUUACCGAAGCUCGUGUUAAAGAAGUCAGAGUGAAAUCUCAGUGCAAAUUCUUUCACUUUCCUUCAAAACCUUCUCGGGAAACAUCACAUCAUGUCGGUGGUGAGCGCAGUGCCGUUCAUGAAGCCGCUCCACAUGCGCUCUCCGGUGCCGCGGGGCCGCCGCCACACGCUACCGGCCAGCGAGUUCCGGUCCCUCAGCCUGGAGGACGCCAUCAGUGUGUUCGAGAUUGAAAGAGAAGCCUUCAUCUCGGUGUCCGGCGAGUGUCCCCUCCACCUGGACGAGGUGCGUCACUUCCUCAGCCUGUGUCCUGAGCUGUCUCUUGGCUGGUUCGAGGAGGGACGGCUGGUGGCUUUUAUCAUCGGCUCACUCUGGGACCAGGAGAGGCUUACCAUGGAUGCUCUGACUCUCCACAAGCCUCACGGCCCCACCGUCCACAUCCACGUCCUGGCCGUCCACCGGACCUUCCGCCAGCAGGGGAAAGGCUCCAUUCUGAUGUGGCGCUACCUGCAGUACCUGCGCUGCCUGCCCUACGUCCGCCGCGCUGUGCUCAUGUGCGAGGAUUUCCUGGUUCCCUUCUACCAGAAGUCAGGCUUCAAGGUUCAGGGCCCCAGCGAGAUCACAGUGGGACCCCUGACCUUCAUCGAGAUGUUCUACCCAGUCAGGGGCCACGCCUUCAUGCGGCGUAACAGUGGUUGUUGAAGACUGAGGGACUUAAAGUGGAUCUUUCCUGGCUGUUGGUGAUGGUUGGACCCCACCUCCAAUGGAAACAGAAAAGGGGACACAUGAGCAGUUUAGCUGUGACCGGUGCAGUGAUAGUGUUUCAGAUCAUCACUGUGAGUGGAACUUGCUCAGCAGGUAGUGAGGCGUGAAAUCUGAAUUCUGCACAGAGCUGAAAACAAAGAGUUGCCAUCCAGCUGCCAACAACAGCUGCUUGGAAAAGUGGUCGGAAACAGAAAAGAUGUCUUGAGUUGUAUUUUAGUGUGUUUGUAACAUAGCAUCUAAAUCAUUAGAGCAAAUUCAGCUUUUUUUUUUCAUAUAAAGCUAUUUUGAUAAAUGCUGGACAUUUAUUAAUCAUAGAAUGCAGCUGCCUUGCUUCUUUUUUUAUAUAUUUGUUUUGUCUAACAUGGUUUCAGGCUCUCAAUGAAGCCCAUGAGGACAAACUUAGUAAAAUGAAUAUUAAUUCUAUGUAGGUCUUUUACAGUUGUUUUAGAACAUCCGUGUACAUGUUGUGCAUCGUAUAAAUGCAGUAAUUAUACAUCGAUAUGCCAAAGUAAACAAGUAAAUCUACAGUUAUGGAAUAAAAAUACAAAGGAGGGAUAUCAGCUACCAAAUGCCAGAAAAUGAUUCUUGCUUGUGCAUCGUUUAAUAUUAAGAUUUGAGAGGUCCUGUCAGUGACUCUUCACAAAGUCUGUGGCAUUAAUGUAAAUGUUCAGAAAAUCUAUGAGUCACGUUCUAUAAAACCCCUGUACACAUCAGUAUAUCUAUAUAUUCUGAGUAUAUUUGCUUCAGAGAUGUCUUCUUUAGUCUCCUAUCAUGUUUUCCUUUUAGACAGUCACCACCUUUGCCUCCCACAGUCUUGAAUCAAGACGAAUUUGUUUUUUUUAUGCUGUUUUGCUCUUAAAAUAAUAAAAGGUCUAUUUUCUCA